Daphnia pulicaria is the source of this 3169-nucleotide messenger RNA. RefSeq names its product protein charlatan-like (gene chn). The coding region runs from base 589 to 2907 and encodes 772 amino acids. Gene Ontology annotation, biological process: regulation of transcription by RNA polymerase II; positive regulation of neurogenesis; brain development. Gene Ontology annotation, cellular component: nucleus. The record is from RefSeq and is a predicted model, not a curated record. The transcript is spliced from 6 exons. Gene Ontology annotation, molecular function: DNA-binding transcription factor activity, RNA polymerase II-specific; RNA polymerase II cis-regulatory region sequence-specific DNA binding. Lineage: Eukaryota; Metazoa; Arthropoda; Branchiopoda; Diplostraca; Daphniidae.
CAGCUUUGGGUUUCAGUCGGACCUUUUUAUUUUUGAAUUCUUUUUUACCCUCGUUCACACACUGUAGACAUUGGUGAGAGAGAUCCUCACUCUUGUGGUCUGAAAGAUGAAUAGAAACAAUAGGCCGGAUUAACUUAACUAUAUUUCAAUUGAACUAAACGAAAUGUGCUGAUCCCGAAAUGUAUGUUUAUCUAUUCUCGUGAAACCCGAAAAAUUGGAUUAAAUGAAGAGAAAAUCGGUAAAAGAAAAUGUUGAUCAAAAUUCCAAUGACCGACAGAGUGCUCCACUGACGACGGUCUGGCAGCAUGGCAAUCCUCUUUUGAAAAAAGAGGCUAGAAAAGUCAAGAGACUACGAAAUCGGGGUAGUGUGAGAUGGUUCGAUUACAGCCUCACCACAUUCUACCACCUGUUGUUGAGUGACGAUCAUCGGCGACGAUGCAGAUGAAGGAUUUCCUAUUGUUAACAACAACCGAGAAGAACAGCUGAUAUGUGAGUGUUGUGUCGUAUUUGUGUGUACGUGUUACUUUCUAUAGCGGUGCUCUGUUCAAUAUCGACCGCAAAAACCCACGUUACGUGUAAACAGUGACCAUGACGGAAUCGACUCAAGUGGUGGUUUCUAAAGAACGAAGGAGGAUGUUGGAGAUGGCCUUUCCUCUAUACCUGAGUUACCUGACAUCGGAACAGAAACCGGCAGCGGCUUGUUUCGUCCCGGCCCAGGCCGGCAGUGGUGGUGUUGCCGGAACGCCGGCUACCGGCACUGGAACUGGCGCACCUCCGCCCAGUGGCGGAGCCCGUGCUCCAACGGCUUCCGUUCAAGUCCAGGCCAAGACGAUGGAUGGAGCGCCCGUACCCGUUGUACCGAUGGAUUGCUACGAAGACAUGUUUCACGAAAUAGCCAAGAAAUUCUACGGUGAAGGAGCACUAGUGCCUGGAGGCAUCGUUCAACAAGGAACCGACCAGAACGGAACUGUUGCCGGCGGAGGAGGCCAGCAACAACAGCAAGGACAAGCCAAUUCACAAGGGGAAUUGGGUAUGAUGGAUCUAGACUAUCAAGCGGUUGGCAAAGAUGGCCAUUAUCAGACGACGGGUCAAGGAGCUUCAGCGGGUCCCACGUUGAUUGUUCAGACGACAGGCGGUCCCGUGUUGCAAGUGACGAUGGAAGCGGCUCCGCACGUCAAUACGGGCGGACACCAUCCAUCGCCGCCCAAGAAACCCAAAAUGAGCGUCAAGUUAAAAAAAGCGGCGGCUGCAGCGGCGGCAGCGGCCGCAGCUGCUGCAGCAGCAGCCGCCGCCGCCGCUCAAAACAACAGCAACGCGGCCGGAGCCAGCGGCAAACCCGUCGAAUCCACAUGGGUGGAGAGCGAUGACCUACUACCAUGGAACUCGUCAAAAGUGGCUUCUUACAAUGCAACUCACAAGCUGUUUCGAUGCUUGGAUUGCGGCUGCGUGGGUUUCCUGGCCCGCAUCGCCGAGCAUUGGCUAGGAGCGCACGCCAACCUGCGUGUGUUCCAGUGCCCGCGUUGCCACUACAAUUCGGCGUGGGCUCGCUGCAUCCGGAUGCACCUGGCCCGCCAACACAACGAACAGAACCCGGACAGUUCGCUGUGGCGCGAGAAUCCCGUGCUGGAGGAGGUGACCAAAUACCUUUUGGCGCUCAAGAACCGCGUCGAGAGCAAGGACGAAAUGCCGUCGCCAGGCAACGGAGCGGGCGGCGGAGGAGACAAACGGUACUCAUGUCCUUAUUGUCCGUACGCCACCGAUCGGAGGGACCUAUACACGCGGCACGAGACCAUUCAUAGUGAAGAGAAGCCCUUCCAGUGCUUCAUUUGUGACAAGCAGUUUAACCGGGCCGAUCACUGCAAAAAACACUUUAGUCGCAUGCAUAGGGAUACGGCGUACGAUUUACAAAAGAUUAAGAAAGCUGCGGGAGGUGAUGGUCAUCACGGUGGACAUCACGCAACGGCAGCCGCCGCCAAAGCACCAGCUGCUCACGUUGUUGUUGCCGCAGCUGUUCCUCCUACUCAAGUCCCUUUCUACACAACCGUGGCGGUACAACAGCAACAACAACAACAGCAGCAGCAAAGUAGCCAAUCGGUGGCCAGUCAAAACAAUCAACAACAACAGCAGCAGCAACAACAACAACAACAGCAACAACAACAACAACAGCAAGUGGCGGUCCAGCGUCCUCCUGCGACAGUUGUAGCGGCCUAUCAAUCCCAUUUGGGGUUGCCGGCCUUCCCCAGUCAGCCCACACCUACGCAAGCCUAUAAAAGUUACACAACACUCGGAGUGGAAGCCUUAGUCCGACCGACUCACACCAUCGCCACACCGACGAGUCAGCAGCAGCAGCAGCAAAACAGUUCGACGUCGGGUCAGUCGUCGCAGGCGUCUGGCGGUGGCGAGAAGAAGAAGAAGGAAAAGUUGUACGCCUGCACCUAUUGCGCCUGGCGAGGAGUGGACAAUUGGUGCCUCAAACGCCAUCUCAACACCCACAUCAAACCCUACCUCUGCGUCCUGUGCGACUACAAAGCGGCCCGCUCCGAACGGCUGGCCACUCACGUCCACAAAGUUCACAAUAAGCGAAUUUGCGGCAAGUGCAACUUUUUAGCCGACGACCAGGACGCCCUCAGCCAACACAUGCGUGAACAUCAUCAGAAUCCCGUAGUCAAAUCGGAGAGGAGUAUCGUCAACGCCAAGGGCAAAAAGGCAAAUCAGCAGAAGCCACUGAUGGAUCAAAUGGAUGAAACGGGACCGGAUGUCGUGGGGAUGGAAAAUCGUCCUAAUCAAAUUCUGCUUCAGUGUGAACUGUGCGAUUUCCGUACCACCGAUGGCAACCUAAUUCAUGCCCACUUGGCCGAAAACCAUCACCGUUCAACAAAUGGUACAAUGGAAACCUGCCAAAAUUGAUGGAUUCGCCAAUAUAAUCUAUUGGAAAGAAUAUAUAAUUUUACAUCCAUUUAUUUUUAAUUUUGCACAAUUAACCUGAGUAGCCUUCAAGUAAUCCGUUCAUUUACACAGGUCGUCGUUAUCGUUUAAUAAUGUUCCCGUUAUAAUUUUUACCGAAUGUUUACCCCUGCCAAUUUAAGUGUUGCCGAUUUAAAAAAAAAUCACAUUCGAUUGUUUACAACUAUGCUGCUGAAAAUAAAGAGUAAAAGACAUACGAUAUAAA